GCUGCAGAGGUUUUCAGCUGGAGAAGCCUCUGCCACGCCCGAUGGGAUCCUUCCCUCCACUCCAAAAUUAAGUAAAGGAAAGUGGUCCUCAAAGUGGCAGGGCCCCUUUUGAAAUCAAAGGAAGAACCAGAGAUUGCUUCCUUUACCACUGAUCUCCCCAUUCCAAAAAAAAGAAGUGUUGAUGAUCUCCUUGUUGGACAGGACUGAAAGUCUGUAGCCCAUUCGCUAAGAUGUUCUCAGAAGCCUUUUUAGCUCUUCUGCUCUACACAACUCUAAUUCCACUGCAUGCUCAAAACGAUGAUGAUGUGAUUGUUGGAGCAUCUUCCUGUGCAGAUAAACCUGACUGUCCCAUCAGAGUGUACUUUGUGAUUGACACAUCUGAGAGCAUCGCCCUGCAGACUGUGCCCAUCCAGAGCCUUGUGGACCACAUCAAACGCUUUAUCCCUGAAUUCAUCACUAGGUUGGAAAAUGAGAUGUACCAGAACCAGGUGUCCAUCACUUGGCAAUUUGCAGGACUUCAUUUUUCAGAUGUUGUCAUUUUCUACAGCGAUUUCACUAACAGCAAAGAAAUAUACCUUGAUAAGUUGAAGAACAUUCAGUAUAUCGGGCGGGGCACUUUCACGGACUGUGCUCUCUCCAACAUGACUGCACAGAUACUUGCCAAUACAGCCCCAGGGGUGACUAACUAUGCAGUUGUGAUCACUGAUGGCCAUGUCACAGGGAGCCCCUGUGGGGGAAUGAAGCUGCAAGCUGAACGCGCACGAGAUGCAGGGAUCAAGCUCUUUGCUGUGGCCCCCAGCCAGAACAUCUAUGAACAGGGGCUCCGAGAAAUUGCCAAUUCUCCUCAUGAACUUUAUCGUAACAACUAUGCUACCACAAAAAAAGAUACCAUCGAAGUAGAUACUGACACCAUUGAUAGGAUCAUCCAAGUUAUGAAACAUGAAGCCUAUGGAGAGUGCUACAAAAUGAGCUGCCUAGAAAUUGAAGGUCCACCUGGCCCAAAAGGUUUUCGGGGACAAAAGGGUGCGAAGGGUAACAUGGGCGCUCCGGGAGUUCCUGGUCUUAAAGGACGACAGGGUGACCCAGGAAUUGAAGGUCCGAUUGGAUAUCCUGGUCCCAAGGGUAUCCGUGGACUAAAAGGAGAAAAGGGAGAGUUUGGAGGAGAUGGACGAAAGGGGUCUGGUGGCUUUGCUGGAAGGAAUGGCACUGAUGGACAAAAGGGCAAACUGGGACGUAUUGGACCUCCUGGCUGCAAAGGAGACCCAGGCGACAGGGGUUCUGAUGGUUAUGCUGGUGGUGCUGGAGAUCAAGGACUACCUGGAGAUGAAGGGAUAAAGGGUGAUUCUGGCCGGCCUGGCCGCAAUGGACAACCUGGGCCACCUGGAGAAAAAGGAAACAGGGGACCUAAAGGCAGUAAUGGAUCACCUGGCAGCCCUGGUAUCAAGGGGGGCAAAGGCGGCCCUGGAUCUCCUGGACCCAAAGGAGAACCUGGUCGCCGAGGUGAUCCUGGAGCAAAAGGACCCCCUGGAACUGUUGGAACUAAUGGAGAACAGGGAGAUCCUGGUCCUGAGGGACAAAGAGGACUACCUGGCGAAGUUGGAAACAAAGGAGGAAGGGGAGAUCGAGGAUUGCCUGGUCCACGUGGUCCUCAGGGUGGUGUAGGAGAACCAGGCAAGCCUGGCUCACGGGGUGAUGCUGGUGAUGCAGGUGUAAGGGGUGACCCAGGUGCUGCAGGACCAAAGGGAGACAGAGGACGACCUGGUUUCAACUAUCCUGGCCCCAGAGGACUCCCGGGUGAUAAGGGUGAGAAGGGAAUUCCAGGACCAGAGGGUGCAAGAGGUGACUUUGGACCAAAAGGCCCUCCAGGAACAAAAGGAGAAAGAGGUGAACCUGCUGAUCCUGGCCCACCAGGUGAGCCUGGACCCAGAGGACUUCCUGGUGAACCAGGCAGUGAGGGUGGUCCUGGACCCGCUGGAGACCCUGGGCUAACUGACUGUGAUGUGAUGACCUAUGUCAGAGAGACCUGUGGCUGUUGUGUCUUGGCAGGGGCCCGUGUUGGAGUGGUACAGUACAGCCACGAGGGGACAUUUGAAGCCAUCCAGCUGAACGACAAGCGAAUUGACUCCCUCUCCAGUUUCAAAGAGGCAGUGAAGAAGUUGGAAUGGAUUGCAGGAGGCACCUGGACCCUUUCUGCCCUCCAGUUUGCCUACAACACACUCAUCAAAGAAAGCCGGAGAGAGAAAGCACGAGUGUUUGCUGUGGUGGUAACUGAUGGUCGCCAUGAUCCUCGUGACAAUGACUCCCACUUGCAGGCACUCUGUGGGGGAGACGUCAUUGUCACUGCCAUUGGCAUUGGAGACAUGUUCAAUGCAAAAGAGGAAGAUGAGACCCUGCGGUCAAUCGCCUGCAACGACAACCAGCGUGUUCAGAAAAUGAAAUUGUUCACAGAGUUGGUGGCUGAAGAGUUCAUUGACAGCAUGGAGCAUGAACUCUGUCCAGAUCCUCAAAUUGUCUGCCCUGAGCUACCCUGCCAAACAGAGCUUGCUGUUGCUCAGUGCACACAGCGUCCUGUUGAUGUUGUCUUCUUUCUGGAUGGCUCUGAGAGAAUUGGUGAACAGAACUUCCACAAAGCCCAUCAUUUUGUAGAAGAUGUGGCCCGACAUCUCACACUGGCCAGAAAUGACAGUGACAACAUGAAUGCACGCAUUGGUCUCCUACAGUAUGGAAGUGAAAACGAACACUCAGUCGCUUUCCCACUGACACACAAUCUCACACGCAUCUCAGAUGCCUUAGCUCAGAUGAAGUACUUGGACUCCUCUUCCAACCUUGGGUCUGGCAUCAUCUAUGCUGUCAACAACCUUGUCAUCAACCCAAGAAACAGGCAGAGGGCAGCCCGGCCCAAUGCCGAGCUUUCAUUUGUCUUCAUCACAGAUGGUGUUACAGGCAGCAGAAACCUGUCUGAGGCUAUUAACUCCAUGAAGAAGCAGAAUGUUAUGCCCACUGUGGUAGCCUUAGGUAGUGAUGUGGACAUGGAUGUCCUACAGAAGAUUAGCCUAGGAGACCAGUCCGCCAUUUUCCGAGAGAAAGACUACGCCAGCCUCUCCCAGCCUGGUUUCUUUGACAGAUUCAUUAGGUGGAUCUGUUAGUUUCAGGGAAGUACCAUAGAUAGUUUGUACCAAAGUUAGUGCCAGGGAAGACACCAAAGAUAUUAAUGGCCUUAAAAUUUUGUAUGGUUUUUUUUAAAGCAAAUAUAAGUUACCUAAGGGUAGCUGCCACAGAUCUGCAAGGGGUUUAUUUUUAUAGCCAAAAUGUCAUAGGCUUGUUUUAAAUGUUGUGACAAAUUCAUGCUUAUGGUGCUAAUUAAAAAACAAGGUGGAGUAAGGAUCCAGGGCUACACAGUGUGGUUUUGUCAUUUCAAAAAAACAUUCUUUAAAAUUUCUAUUUGUACUGUAAUCCUGUAGGUGCUAGAGAAACAACAAAGCACUCACACAGAGCACAACAACCAAUCAUCUCCAACUGCCCCAGGGGUUCAAACAAACAGACCCCUCUCAUUUUCCAGCCACCUGUUUCUGGAACCAGAGUCCUUUUUUGGGGAGUCAGGGCUAAUUUCAUUUCCACCCCAAACGCUGUACCAAGCGUUACUUGCUUCCUUCCUUCCGAAGAAGGAACAUACUUCCCGUGUUCUCUAAGUAGCUUUGUUGGACCUCCUCUUUUCUGCAGCUGAAAACAAUUAACAGGAAUUUUUGCUAAGAGGACCAUGUCCUGAGCUUUUGACCCACUCUGUUAGUGGAUGAAUACUUGGACUUCUUGCCUUGCUUCCAUACUGCAACAACAAACAGAUUCUUUGAUUGCAUGCCACUAGAUGACAGCCAAGAGCCCAGAAAAGGAGGAUUUUUUCCUGUGCUGAAGAGAUGUGGCAUGCAGUUACCUUCUGCUGAGACCAUACUGCUUCCAAUGCAAGUGGCAAUCAUUUUUUCAAUUGGUAAUUGGGGGUGAGUUGAUUUGCUUUCUGGUUUCCCUUGCCAAAAUAUGAGAUGCCAUGUCACCAUGCCAUCUGAUGCCCUUGUUUUGCAAAUGCCCCCCUUCAGAAAAACAAGCUAGCCUAAAAGCAGCUCUGGUUGCUUUGCCUCAGACUCUUCAUUGCCUUCUUCCCACAUGUGCAGCACUUUGGCCUGGCCUGGGCUACAGACAGACAUUUUCCUUUGGGGCUUUUCCUAUUCGCUGCAACGGUUUUCCCAUGUAUCCCACCUUCCCAUAAAAAGCAUUCUUCUCUCUUACUUUCAAUUGCUACUAACAUCCUUUCUCUUGCAUUGAUCACAGAAUGUGCCUCCUUCUCUGAGGCAGUAGUGUGAACUGUCAAACCGCUAUGAUGCAAGAAGUCAUGUCGAUUAAUGUGCAACCAAACUGCAACUUCAGUGUAUUCUUGGACUUGCUUUUUUUGGGAACAACAUCUUUACUUGAGCCAGAAUUGCACUCAUGGUAAAUAAAAAUUUUCACACUACCUUAAAA
Molecule: messenger RNA, 4509 nt
Organism: Sceloporus undulatus (fence lizard)
Lineage: Eukaryota; Metazoa; Chordata; Lepidosauria; Squamata; Phrynosomatidae
Gene: COL6A2
Product: collagen type VI alpha 2 chain
Source: RefSeq, a predicted model, not a curated record